Messenger RNA from Ruditapes philippinarum (Manila clam), 2276 nucleotides. Its product is annotated as heat shock 70 kDa protein 12B-like. Gene Ontology annotation, molecular function: ATP-dependent protein folding chaperone; ATP binding. The transcript is spliced from 5 exons. NCBI's taxonomy places the organism in Eukaryota, Metazoa, Mollusca, Bivalvia, Venerida, Veneridae. Bases 95 to 1864 code for a protein of 589 amino acids. The record is from RefSeq and is a predicted model, not a curated record.
AUAAUAUUUUAUCUUGUAAUCUAUAAACAUGUAAAUGUUUCUCGUAAUAAGCAGUGUGUAUGUCUUCGUAUUCUAAAUUUCAUGGAUAAACACAAUGGCGUCUUGUACACAGUCAUCCGGAACGAGACUACUUGUUGGAGCAAUAGAUUUUGGAACGACCUUCUCCGGCUGGGCCUUUUCUUUCAAACACGAAUACGAUUUGGACCCAACAAAAGCAAAUAUAAAGCACUGGCUGCCAAGCUCAGGGAAUUUAGUGACGGAAAAAACACCGACGUGUGUAUUGGUAAAUCCCGAUGGUAAAACAUUGAAAGCGUUCGGGUACGAUGCCGAAAACGAAUAUCGAGAAUUACUUGAUGAGGAAGAAGAAAACAAUUACUACUUCUUUAAACGAUUCAAAAUGAAACUCUAUUCUAAGAUUGGCAAUGACUUAAAACGAGACAUGGCAAUCGAAGACGAAUCUGGUAGACCACUUUUAGCAGCUGAUGUCUUUGGAAUGUCAAUCAAGUUCUUGGUAGACGAUAUGCUGAAAAAUGCUGGCAAGGGAAUACAUGGCAUAAUCAGACCCUCUGAAAUUCACUUAGUUGUGACAGUUCCCGCAAUAUGGUCCGAUGCUGCAAAACAAUUCAUGGGCGAGGCUGCUGAAAAAGCUGGUAUCCUUAAAGAUCGAUUAACAAUUGCACUGGAGCCUGAAGUAGCUUCGCUUUAUUGUAGACACAUACAUAUUCACAAACCUGAUGAUAUAUCCAUGUCCAAGUUACCGAAGGGCACCAAGUACAUUGUCGUUGAUGCAGGAGGAGGAACAAUAGACAUAACAGUACACGAGGCUGGAAGUGACAAUACACUCAGGGAAGUUAAAGCUGCAAGUGGUGGCGAUUGGGGAGGUAUAAUGGUUGACAAAGAAUUCGAAAAUUUGCUUACACGUAUGGUAGGACAAAAUGUAUUUGAACAGUUUAUGCUAGAGGAAAAGGAGGAUUGGCUUGAUAUGCAAAGGGAAUUUGAGUCAAAGAAACGAGAGCCAAAUAUGGACAAUGUAGGUAAAAUAGGGAUUCGAUUGCCGGUUUCCCUGACUGAUCUUUACAAGAAACACUCCCAAAAUGACAUAAGUACUAUUUUAGCAUCGUCUCCGUAUGCAGGUCUGAUUGUGCUUAAAAGGGAUAAGAUGAAGAUUUCUAACAAGGUCUUUGUUGAUCUUUUUGAAAGUUCGGUAACAAAAAUAAUUGAUCAUCUAAAGUCGAUGCUGUCCGAUAGCUCACUUAAAGAAGUAAGAGUUUUAAUCAUGGUCGGUGGUUAUUCGGAAUCGCAAGUAUUACAUCGUGCAAUUACAGAAACAUUUCCCGGAAUUCAAGUCGUAAGACCUAUUGGCGCUUCAUCGGUCGUAUUGAGAGGUGCCCUAAUCUAUGGGCACAACCCUUUUUCAAUAAGCGAAAGAAUUCUAAAAUAUACGUAUGGCACUAACUACACACCGCUUUUUAUUGAGGGAUUUCAUCCCGAAAGUAAACGUUUCACAUCAAAGGAUGGACAAAUAAGAUGUCGGAAUGCCUUUAACAAAUUUGUAACUACUGGACAGACAGUAAAGCCGGGUGAAACCCAAGUAACAGAUACCUAUUUUACUCCUUCAAGAAGACAGAAGGCUAUGCAGUUUGAAAUAUAUGCUUCAGUGAAUAAAGAUCCUGCUUACACAGAUGAUGACGGAUGCUUUGAGAUAGGUAGACUAAAAAUAGAGUUUGAUAAUGAACUUAUCAGGAGUGAUAGAAGAGAUAGGAAAGUAGCACUAUCUAUGCUAUUCGGGGAGACAGAAGUCAUCGUAGAAGUUGAAGAUAAAUGUACUGGAAAGAAGGAAAUAACUACAAUUGAUUUUCUUUAGUUAUAUAGUUAAGCGUUUUAAAAUUAUCAAUUUGAAAGUAACUUGAAACUGGACAGACUUUAGGGAUUCUUAUUUUCUGACUUUAGGGGUUCUUAUUUUCUCUUUUUUUGUCUUAGAUUAAUUUCAUUGAUAUACGUUUUUGCGGCGGACGCGCACUCAUGCGCGUUCCGAGUUAUGUCAUCUACACAUGUGAUUUCCACGGCUAUAUAAUCUAAAGAGUGUCUCCAAACAGGGACGUAUAUCAACCACGGUUGUGGCCUUUAUAGACUCUGUCAAUAACACAUAAAUCUAACCUCAUUUGACGCCAUUAAAGUGACACCAUCUACUCAGGUUUUAUCAUCAACAAUUGCUCAUGCAUUUGAGCUUAAAUAUCGUGCGACAGAGAAUAAAUUUAUUUUUGAUUGCACGAAUU